Gossypium raimondii (Peruvian cotton) is the source of this 1156-nucleotide messenger RNA. Its product is annotated as ubiquitin-conjugating enzyme E2 28. Lineage: Eukaryota; Viridiplantae; Streptophyta; Magnoliopsida; Malvales; Malvaceae. Bases 387 to 833 code for a protein of 148 amino acids. Gene Ontology annotation, cellular component: nucleus. Gene Ontology annotation, molecular function: ubiquitin conjugating enzyme activity. Gene Ontology annotation, biological process: protein polyubiquitination. The record is from RefSeq and is a predicted model, not a curated record. The transcript has 4 exons.
GAACCCGCCUACAGAAACGUCAAAGCGGGUUCCAUACAGGGCCUUAGCGAGCCACAGGGUAACCAAUCGAGAAAUGGAACCAACGAACCGUCGAUGUCUACGUCCAAACAAUAGCCGUUCGUUUGUAGUAUUCAGAAUGGGACCCGCAUUUCUCCGCCAGGUUAAGAUUUUCCGGCGAUAAAAAAUGGAAGUGUUUUGUUUACUGUAAUUUUAUUUGUUCUAAACAGAAAAUUUAAUUUCCCUGUCCGUCUAUUUUAUUUGCUUAAUCUAUUUUGACCAUAUUUCUUCAACACAUCGGCUUCCCCUCUCUCUCUCUAGAACGCUACCUUGUUUUUCUCUCUCCCGAGCUCUGCCCUUAGAUCUGACAAGACUGUCGGACUCUGUCGAUGGCUUCGAAGCGGAUCCUGAAGGAGCUCAAGGAUCUUCAGAAAGAUCCUCCUACUUCAUGCAGCGCCGGUCCUGUAGCUGAAGACAUGUUCCAUUGGCAAGCCACAAUAAUGGGGCCCCCUGAUAGUCCUUAUGCUGGAGGUGUCUUUCUAGUGACGAUUCAUUUUCCUCCCGAUUAUCCUUUUAAACCCCCGAAGUUUGCUUUUAGAACCAAGGUCUUUCACCCAAAUAUCAACAGCAAUGGUAGCAUAUGCCUCGACAUACUAAAGGAGCAGUGGAGCCCAGCCCUGACUAUAUCAAAGGUGUUGCUUUCUAUCUGCUCCCUCUUGACGGACCCAAACCCAGAUGACCCUCUGGUUCCGGAAAUCUCUCACAUGUACAAGACAGACAGAGCUAAGUAUGAGUCAACUGCUAGGAUCUGGACCCAGAAAUAUGCAAUGGGCUAGUCUAAUAAAUUGGUAAGAAAAAGUUUAGGAUAUUGUUUCCUCAUUACUCACUGUGUAUAAAGCAACUGUGCAUUUGUGGCGAUUGCUCCUGUAGUAUACUAAAUAGACAAAGUGAAGACUAGAUGGAAAGCUGGCUGAUGUUGUAUAUGGAACUGCUGUAUGAUCAUUAGAUAAUGUUGUUGCAUAAAAUCGAGUGCGGUAGACUGACCGAAAAUAGUAACGGACAAUGAUAUGAAAGCCUUGUAAUAUGACUAAUAAUAGAAAGCCCACUAUGUAAUGACAUCAAAGUCCAAUAAAGUGACACGAGUUAGUGAUUGAUUUUA